CGUACACUUCCCCGGUUGCCCCGCACAGCUUUCUGUAUAGGAUUAGGUGAAUGGCAAACUGCCGGAUAGAGUGAAAAUGGCGAUGAGAGCAAGGCAAAGAAUCCGGGCCCCUAGGAGGGUAAGUUCUCUUUCCCCGUUCUUAGUUGUGUGUCGUGUCCCGUUUAUGAUGGAUGUUGAUGGAUUAUGUUUCGUGUUGUCUUGUUGGACACACAUUUCAUUUCAACCCCAUACCACAAGCACCAAGUGAUCAGGCACUAAUGGGGCGCUAUUAGGGCCUUGCUGCCUCUGGACCGGAUGGGUUUGAGACAAAUUGGAACGAUCUGGCAACCUCCCUGAAGAAAAUUCAUACGAAAAAUGCAUCGAAUUUGUCCUUCGAGCAAUUAUACCGCAAGUCAUACAACAUUGUUUUAAUGAUGCGCGGCGAUGAUCUAUACGAACGAACGAAACAAUUAGAGAAAGAAUGGCUGUGCGAUGAAGUUCAGAAGCGGGUUGUCGCGGGGAUCUCGUCUAGCCUUCUCCUUGCCAAGGAAGUUAUUGAUAUGCAGGAUCAGGCAACGGAGAGACGGGUGGCAGGAGAAAAGUUUCUAGAAGUGCUAAAGGAAGCAUGGGAAGACCAUCAGCUGUGUAUGCAGAUGAUUACAGACGUGUUGAUGUACAUGGAUCGGGUUAUUGAAGCGGACCCGCGAAAGGUUUCGAUAUACCGAGCAGCUAUGGCUCUAUUUAGAGAUAACGUCCUGCGAUCACCGAUAGAACACAACAUGAAAACGACUGUCUCUGAUGUGCUCAAGUCUACCGUGCUUUUCAUGAUCCAGCUAGAACGGUCGGGACAUAUGAUCGACCGGCCUCUUAUUCGCCAUUGUAUUUAUAUGCUUGAGGGCCUUUACGAAACUGAGGCAGAGGAAGAGUCAUCUAAACUAUACCUGACCUCGUUUGAGCCAGAUUACUUGGAAACAAGUACGAUAUUCUACCAAGCAGAAGGCAAGCGGUUGUUGGAGAUGGCAGACGCUGCCACAUUUUGUAUUGCUGCCUGGGACCGCAUAUCUGAAGAGAAAGAGCGAUGUCUCUAUACACUCUCCCUCCAUACCGAACCGAAAAUCAAGGAGGUACUCGAUAACGAGCUGAUUAGAAAAAAUCUUGCGGAAGUCAUCAACCUUGAAGGUACCGGAGUGCGAGUGAUGCUGGACAACGAUAGGAUAGAACCCUUGGGAAAGAUAUAUGCGCUCAGUGCGCGGGUUGAUAGUAAAAAGGCCUUUUUAACUGCAGCAGUCCAAAAGCGCGUCGUUGAAAUGGGUCGCGAGGUCAACGCUGCAUCAAUUGCCCCAGCACAACCAUCCGGUUCUGCACCUGCGAAGUCGACUGAGCCCAAUGCGGGCGAGAAGAAAGAGAAAGAGAAGCCUGUAAACCAACAGACCGCAUCAGCUAUCAAAUGGGUAGACGAUAUUCUAUGCCUCAAGAAGAAGUUCGAUGACAUUUGGGAGAAAGCAUUCCAGUCUGAUCAGGUUUUGCAAAGUGCUAUCACCACAAGUUUUUCAGAGUUCAUCAACUCCACCCCACGAAGUUCGGAGUUUCUUUCGCUAUUUUUCGAUGAAAACCUUAAGAAAGGCAUCAAGGGAAAGACAGAAAGUGAAGUUGACGCUCUUCUCGACAACGGCAUCACUCUGUUGCGAUAUGUCAAAGACAAGGAUCUUUUCGAAGCAUACUACAAGAAGCAUCUCUCUCGCCGACUCUUAAUGAAGCGCUCAGUAAGCAUGGAUGCGGAACGGCAGAUGAUUUCUAAGAUGAAGAUGGAAGUUGGAAAUCAAUUCACGCAGCGUCUCGAGGCCAUGUUCAAAGAUAUGACGAUCUCCGAGGACCUUACUGGAAGCUACAAACAACAUGUACAACGCUCAGGCGACCCGGAUCAGAAACGGGUCGAGCUGGAUAUCAAUGUACUCACCAGUACCAUGUGGCCGAUGGAAAUUAUGUCAAACACGAGAGACGGACAGGUCGAGCUCCCGUGCAUUUUCCCCAAGGAAGUCGAAAGCGUCAAGCAAAGCUUUGAGCAAUUCUAUCUGAGCAAGCACAACGGCCGGAAGCUUUCAUGGCAACCUAGUAUGGGCACAGCAGACAUCCGGGCGACCUUCCAGCGGUCCAACGGAAAGACGCAACGGCACGAGCUUAACGUGUCUACGUACGCUAUGAUUAUCCUACUACUCUUCAACGAUGUGCCUGCCGGCGGAUCCUUGACUUUCGAGGAGAUUCAGACCCGCACCCGAAUUCCGGAUUACGACCUAAUCCGAAAUCUACAAUCACUUGCAGUUGCCCCUAAAACUCGAGUCCUUAAGAAAGAUCCAAUGAGCAAGGAUGUAAAGCCAACUGACAAGUUCGUUUUCAACAAUGAUUUCCAGAGCCCGUUUAUGAAGGUGCGCAUUGGCGUAGUGAGUGGUGGCGCCAACAAAGUCGAGAACCAAGACCAGCGAAAGGAGACAGAGAAGCGGAUGGCAGACGAACGGGGAGCUAGCAUCGAGGCCGCGAUUGUGCGAAUUAUGAAACAACGCAAGAAAUUGAUUCACUCGAACCUCAUGAGCGAGGUGCUCAGCCAGCUAUCUGCGCGGUUUGUACCUGAUGUGAACAUGGUUAAGCGACGGAUUGAAAGUCUGAUUGACCGCGAGUAUCUCGAGCGUAUUGGUGAAGAGCCUCCUAUGUAUGGAUAUGUUGCGUGAUAUUCUAUAGCAUGGUGAGGCGCACGGUAAUUUCUUUUGCUCUGAUUUGAUAGACUUGAUUUUAUAUUGACUUGAUGAAUUCACUGCACACCUCUUUCCUGCUACUAUAUGGUAGAACCCGAUGUUGGAUAAGACUCUAGU
Molecule: messenger RNA, 2843 nt
Organism: Aspergillus ochraceoroseus IBT 24754
Lineage: Eukaryota; Fungi; Ascomycota; Eurotiomycetes; Eurotiales; Aspergillaceae
Product: cullin family protein
Exons: 3
Coding region: 411-2702 (763 amino acids)
Biological process (GO): protein ubiquitination; ubiquitin-dependent protein catabolic process
Cellular component (GO): Cul3-RING ubiquitin ligase complex
Molecular function (GO): ubiquitin protein ligase binding
Source: RefSeq, a predicted model, not a curated record